Spirodela intermedia is the source of this 999-nucleotide messenger RNA. The record is from the annotation of a GenBank genome assembly. Lineage: Eukaryota; Viridiplantae; Streptophyta; Magnoliopsida; Alismatales; Araceae.
AUGAGGCUGAGCAAGUCUGAACCCAUUUGUUGUCUUUUGUGAAGAUCCCUGGUGCCAUUCAGGGACUUACGAUUCCGUUUGACCAGCCUAAAUUGCUCAAAUUAUGGUUAAAUAAAUGCAAAGGUUUAGCUGUGAAUUUCCGCAUACAGAAGAAACAUGAAUUUCAGACAUUUUUAGAGAUAAUAAUUUUAUAAAUAAAGUACGUUGGAUAGAAUAUCUGCAUCUAAUAAAGUAGAAAUAUUUGCCAAGUUUUUAAUCGCACAUUGUUGUAUUGUUAGGUGAAGUUUGCACUAAAAGGAUUUAUAUAUGAUUAGAUGGUUUCAUUCAUCAUCAGAAAGUGUUUCACCUCACUGUAUCUCUCCAUCUGGUUGUAGUUCCGAGGAACUUCCGACUGCUUGAAGAACUAGAACGGGGAGAGAAGGGCAUAGGCGAUGGGUCUGUGAGCUAUGGAAUGGAUGACGUAGAGGACAUCCUCAUGUGCUCCUGGACUGGCACAAUCAUCGGACCCCACAAUGUAAUGCAUGGUUCUCUAUACUCUCCGAAAUACUUCAGACUUCAGACUUCAGACUUCCCUCUCAUCUGCCAUUGCUGUUGCUGUCUCCAGUCUGUCCACGACGGGCGCAUCUACCAGCUGAAGCUCUUCUGUGACAAAGAUUAUCCUGAUAAGCCUCCAAUCGUUCGGUUCCACUCGCGGAUCAACAUGGCGUGUGUUAACCAUGAGACUGGUGUGGUAAUUCUUCUAUCUUUUCAUAAGUUCAUUGCCUUUAUUGGCAUAAAAAGCUUUUCUAGGUGAUUUUGCAUCUUUUUUUGGAUGUACAUUUGAUGGAUAAUUUCCUUCCCUGCGCGGAACUUUGGCAGGUUGAGCCCACAAAAUUUGGCAUCCUGGCGACUUGGCAGAGGGACUACACGAUGGAGGACAUAUUGACCCAAUUGAGGAGGGAGAUGGUGUCGACUCACAACCGGAAGCUGGUUCAGCCUCCAGAGGGCACCUUCUUCUAG